AUGAUCCUGGCUAACCCUGCCCCUGUUGUACAGGCUCAAAAGGAGGCCGCCGUGGCUACCUUCCAAUCCCCAGCCUCUGUCUCCCCUAACGUUUCCUUUUCCAACACAAAGACCCUGUCCCCAGACUGUGUACUUGCCUCCAAUGGAAUCGUGGUCCGCAGGCAGGACCUUGACGCCUUUGAGCAGGCUCUAAAAACCAGAACUGCAUCUGCUCAAGUGGUCAAUGCAUCAACCACAGUCCUUGCCACCACUGCCAUUUCCAAGGAUGUGGACAAGCUGCAAAACAUUCCAACACUCUCAGACCCUGAUGAUUCAGAUGCCUACACAGACCUGGAGUCCCUGUCUGAGCCGGAACUGGAUCCCCUAGUUGAAGCCCUAUCUGUUCACACCCCCACAUACAUAGAGCCUCUAUAG
Molecule: messenger RNA, 414 nt
Organism: Pelobates cultripes (western spadefoot toad)
Lineage: Eukaryota; Metazoa; Chordata; Amphibia; Anura; Pelobatidae
Source: the annotation of a GenBank genome assembly